GGGGGAGGGUGGGAGGAUGGAGGAGAAGGAAAAAGGAUAGCAUGGGUUGUAGCUGUCGUGAGUAAUGCAAAUGGUCAUUCUGACAAUAAGUAUAUCACAACCCGUUUCUCUCUUUAGUCCUUUUCUACCCAUGGUGGUGAAGGUAACAGGCGUGUUUACAAAUGUUUAAAGAAACACUAGGAAUGACCUUUACUCUGAAGCAAAACACAAGUUUGUGAAUGAUCUUCUGAGGGCUGGGUUCAACGGCACUCGCUUACAGCAGUUGAAGAGCUGUAUGAAAGUGGUCACAAGAUGUUUGCCUUACUUUACCUGGCAGCCUUCGUGUACUGUGUAUCUGGCCAAGAUCUUCUGAGCAAACUCAAGGGAGAUCGAAGAUACACCAGUAACUUUUCAAAAUUAAUAUGUAGCGUACCUGGUUUACCUGGACCAUCAGGUCCACCUGGAGCAAAUGGAACCCCUGGGCCUCAUGGACGCAUUGGCCUCCCAGGCAGAGAUGGAAGAGAUGGCAGAGCGGGUGAAAAGGGCGAGAAAGGCACCUCAGGACUCAGGGGCAAAAUAGGACGUGGAGGAGAUGUGGGCUUUAAAGGAGAUAAAGGACCAAUUGGUAAAGCAGGACUCAGAGGACAGAAUGGCCUUAAAGGAAAAACAGGACCACCAGGAACUCCUGGGCCUAGAGGAAACAAAGGACAGAAAGGUGACCCUGGGACAUCAGGUGUUUGUAAAUGUGGUAGUUUAGUGCUCAAAUCUGCCUUUUCUGUUGGCAUAACUACCAGUUACCCUACAGAGAAAACACCCAUUAUAUUCAAUAAAAUCCUUUUCAAUGAGGGUGGUCAUUACAUCUCUUCCUCUGGAAAGUUUAUCUGUGCCAUUCCAGGGAUUUAUUACUUUUCAUAUGACAUUACGCUGGCUAAUAAACAUGUUGCACUUGCACUGGUGCACAAUGGCGAGUAUCGUAUAAAAACCUUUGAUGCCAAUACAGGAAAUCAUGAUGUAUCUUCGGGAUCUACAGUCAUGUACCUGAAGCCAGAAGAUGAAGUGUGGCUGGAGAUCUUUGAUUAUGAACAAAAUGGUCUGUUUUCUGAUCCAAAUUGGACUGACAGUUUAUUUUCUGGGUUUUUACUUUAUCCUGAUGCUGAUUACCUGGAUGCAUUGGCAGAAGAUGAACUAUAGUAUGAUGAGGUCCAAAUAUUUCCGUUUUACUUCAAAAUCUUUUAUAAAGAUUUUAUAUAAGCUUUUGUGGUAAUUUGCCUUGUAGAAAUUACGUGAAUCGGUUCUCAUUCUCACUGAUGACUCCACCUUGCAAUUAGUUCAGAAUUUGACCAUCUGAUAAUGCCUACUCCUGAACUCUUUUUAAUCUGCUUUAAUUAGGAGUGAUGUAUCUGAGAGCAACUUUGAUGACAUUUCACAUAUCUAGCACAACUGUAUAGGAUAUAUGAGCUGCAUUCCAGUUUUGAACAGCUUAGACCUCUUCAAAGGCAUUGUGAACACUCCUGAUGUGUUGGUUCCAAUUCAGAACCCAACUCUUCUAUCACUAGUGGAAAUCACAUUUUACACAUUUUGACUGAUUCAAAUGAAAAAUUAUAUAUUUUUGAAGAAAGAUGACUUCACCCUAAUAAUACAUGUGGAAAAGCUGAAAGGUUAUUGUAUCACUGUGAACGUUUGGUUGCAUCUAAUUUAGCAAACCUGUUGAUGACUGAAAUUGUAAAUAUGCCACUUCUAAAAAUAUAAAGUUAUAUCAUCAGCUUGUCUUCUCUCAACAGAUUCAUACCGUGAAUUCUCUUCAUUACUUGUAAUUUUGUAAUGGAUUUGCAUAGUUUCUGGAACUCCUCAACUGUGUCAAUUUUUAUUCAUAUAUGGUUGCAUAACUAAAUGUUUUAUAAAAGCAAGACCAUGGAAAAGUUA
Molecule: messenger RNA, 1902 nt
Organism: Carcharodon carcharias (great white shark)
Lineage: Eukaryota; Metazoa; Chordata; Chondrichthyes; Lamniformes; Lamnidae
Product: complement C1q tumor necrosis factor-related protein 7-like
Exons: 3
Coding region: 292-1170 (292 amino acids)
Molecular function (GO): protein binding
Source: RefSeq, a predicted model, not a curated record